UUUAUGAUCAUAAUCAUACUUCUCAAGCAAGUAGCGCUGAAGUCGCAAAUGUUGUUCAAAUAAAUAUUUGCGAAUAUUCUAAAGAAUCUAGUAUUAAUUUAGGAAAAAGCUCUCCAAGGUCUUUGAUUGAGGGUGAAACAGUAAAUAUGAUUACUUUAUCAGAUAGAUUAGUUAUAUUACAUUAUAUGACCAGAACCCCGAAAAGUGCUGGCCCUGAAGAGAUGCGUAGAGCUUUUAGUAAAUGUGUGCCGAUUAUUGCUCGGGUCCUCAGAUCACGAUCUCCAUUUUUGUUUAAUUCCAGCUAUCCGAGGAUGUUUGAUGAACUUCCCACAUGUCACGUGCUGGCGAUUUUUGUUGGUUACGCUAGGAAAUCUGUUUGA
Messenger RNA from Funneliformis mosseae, 380 nucleotides. NCBI's taxonomy places the organism in Eukaryota, Fungi, Glomeromycota, Glomeromycetes, Glomerales, Glomeraceae. The record is from the annotation of a GenBank genome assembly.